AUGGCUACAACCACCAAUUACGCGACUACAAAAACUUCCACCAGACAAAUUUUACCACUUGCUUAUUCUCAACCACGCCCAAAUAUUUAUGCAACUCCUAACCAUAACGUUAAUACAUCGUAUACCUCACGUAGUUCAACGCGACAUG
Entrophospora sp. SA101 is the source of this 148-nucleotide messenger RNA. The record is from the annotation of a GenBank genome assembly. Lineage: Eukaryota; Fungi; Glomeromycota; Glomeromycetes; Entrophosporales; Entrophosporaceae.